Messenger RNA from Mycotypha africana, 528 nucleotides. RefSeq lists its product as uncharacterized. NCBI's taxonomy places the organism in Eukaryota, Fungi, Mucoromycota, Mucoromycetes, Mucorales, Mycotyphaceae. The record is from RefSeq and is a predicted model, not a curated record. The transcript is spliced from 5 exons. Bases 1 to 528 code for a protein of 175 amino acids.
AUGAAGCACGGUCAUAGUGUUGUAGAUGAUAAUAGAAAAGUCUGUAUCGUUGUGUUUGGAGCUAUGCUAAGGAACAGAAAAAGUUGUUUAAAGCGACCUGCUAUGAACAAUUCUUUCACCAAUGUUGGCUUCAAAGUACAUCAUUUGAGGUUCCCUAGAUACGUCUUGCAGUACGAUAACCGAAGAAUGAUAGUGGUUAUGAUAAACAUUGAUCACCGCCCUUCUCAGUUGUAUGACCAUCUAAAUGUAUGUCUGGCAGAAAAGAUGACAGAGUUCAUGAGCAUUGAACACAGACCAGGGAGUUCAAAUCUCGCAUGUAUUAUGUUGAUCAGAAAGGUCAGUGAUUUCACUAUGAUUCACCUUCGCUUUAAAACGUAUGACUGCUUAAAGAUCUCUCAAACGCCAAUUCAAAUACAAAGGAGAUCUCUUUUCUUUGAGAGGAAACGCCAUUAUCACGUCAUUUGUCAAUGGUAUAUCACAGGGCAAACUUUGAUGCCAAGACGCCAAAAUUUUGAAGGACUAUUAUAA